Molecule: messenger RNA, 1519 nt
Organism: Fimicolochytrium jonesii
Lineage: Eukaryota; Fungi; Chytridiomycota; Chytridiomycetes; Spizellomycetales; Powellomycetaceae
Product: DHBP synthase RibB-like alpha/beta domain-containing protein
Exons: 1
Coding region: 104-1348 (414 amino acids)
Biological process (GO): regulation of translational fidelity
Cellular component (GO): cytoplasm
Molecular function (GO): tRNA binding; nucleotidyltransferase activity; double-stranded RNA binding
Source: RefSeq, a predicted model, not a curated record
UUUUUUUUCCCAACCUCACACCUCCCGAAUUCGGGUUGCAAUCGACGACAACGAUACCAGCGACACAGCACAGCAAAGGGAUAACGUGCAGUAUCCGACGGCCAUGGCGGAGGGGAGUAGCAGCGGGUCAGCACCGCCGGCCGAAACAACAGCCCAAUGCGAGUGCCUGGUAGUAAACCCCGACUCCUUCCUCUUCACCGCCGACCCCUACUCCGACGGCAAACCCCUCCCGACCCGCACCGACCACCCCCCACCAACCCCCACAUCCGCCUUCGACCACUCAACAAUCCAUAACGCCGCCUCCCUCCUCCGCACCGGCUCCGUCGUUGCCUUCCCCACCGAAACCGUCUACGGCCUCGCCGCCAACGGCCUCUCCCCCACCGCCGUUCGCUCCAUCUACGCAGCCAAAGGCCGCCCGAGCGACAACCCCCUCAUCCUCCACGUUUCUUCCCUCGCCAUGAUCGAACAGCUCAUCCUACCCCCCUCCAACCCCCACAUCCCGCAAAUAUACCACGAGGCCAUAAAACAAAGCUGGCCCGGCCCGCUCACCAUCCUCUUGCCCCGUGGCCCAAACGUGCCUCUGGAAGUCACGGGAGGCCAUGAAACCGUCGCGGUGAGGUUUCCGUCACAUCCCAUCGCACGCGCACUCAUCGACGCGUGCGGGUUCCCACUCGCGGCACCAUCGGCAAACACAUCCGGCCGCCCGUCGCCAACCCUCGCAUCCCACGUCUUCUCCGACCUCGCGACCCGCGGCGUGCCGCUAAUUAUCGACGGCGGAGCCUGCGGAUACGGCGUCGAAAGCACCGUUCUAGACGGCCUAUCCUCCCCACCCGUCGUGCUUCGCCCGGGCGGGGUCACAGUCGAGCACCUCCGCACAUUACCAGGUCUGGAAAACUUACGAGUCUACAAGAAAGAUUUCGUCGAUGGAGCACUGGAAGCCGCGCCGACCACACCGGGGAUGAAGUAUAGGCAUUAUACGCCCGAAGCUGAGGUCGUCGUGUUUGAACUCCCGGAGGGAUCGGAGGAUACCCUUGCAUUACGAGCGGCGGUGGAUACUCACGCCGAGGGCCUGCUCGCCACCCUUCCUCCCGCCCAGCGGAUCGGGAUCCUGCGCACCACAGCCUGCUCAUCCCCAUCGUGGCCACAUGAGAACUCAGAUAAAAUAACAACCCUCCAAAUAGGCCCAACCCCAACUCUCGUCGCGCACAACAUCUUCGCGGCCCUGCGGACGAUGGAACAGCGGGGUGUGAGUGUCAUAUUAGUUGAAGGUGUCGCCGACGAGAGGGAAGGGUUGGCGGUGAUGAAUAGGGUUAGGAAGGCUGCCAGUCGGGUGGUUGUUGUUGGGUAGAUGGGGUUGCGCCGGUGUUGGGGCGGUUUUGUCUGUAGACAUUACAUAACUAGAUCUUGGAGCUAUGCGACCGAUAGAGGGCGCCUCUUUGAUGGAGACUACGAACAUGGGAACCAUAGUCGGCAAUCGACCAUGUGUUAAGUGUCGGCCUGCCUGCUUCCGUUUCCACAU